Molecule: messenger RNA, 1028 nt
Organism: Gigantopelta aegis
Lineage: Eukaryota; Metazoa; Mollusca; Gastropoda; Neomphalida; Peltospiridae
Product: amyloid-beta precursor-like protein
Exons: 5
Biological process (GO): axonogenesis; central nervous system development
Cellular component (GO): membrane
Source: RefSeq, a predicted model, not a curated record
CAAUUGCUUUUUUGGUCUAAUUUCAAUAUAAAAUAGUUUUAAUGAAAAAGCCUUUGGGAAUAUUAUAAAAACAGCAUUUUUAUACUGUUGUUUACAAACAUUGUGUACCGAUAUAUCAGACCUGAGCAACCAGUAUGUGUAAACAGGUUCUCAGCGUACAAGGAUAUAGUUCCUAAAAUCACUAAUAUUACAGUAAUCAGUUUUACAGUUAUUACUUCACUUAAUUAAUAAAAUGAUUUGCCAUAAUGUACAAACAAUAUUAGGAUACGUUUAACUAAGAAAAUAGCUAAUCGAUCGUACAAGUUUUGGAGGAAAAUAAACUUUACUGAAGGGCAAGGUCAAUCCCGGCAGCCAUGUCAAAACAGUCGAUCAAACGGAAAUUUAUCCCAGGCUUAUUUAUGAGCCCAUGGAAUGUUUUCAGUGUUUGAUGAAGGAAUGGACUGCUGCCCAAGAACAUGUGGCUGAGUUGAAGAAGACUGAUCCAAAGAGCGCUAUUAAACUGUCCAACGAGAUCACUGAGAGGUUCCAGCGACUGUACCAGGCGAAUGAGCAGGAGGAUGAAGCGGAGAAGGAGCAGAUAGUGGCGUUCCACCAGCAGCACGUGCAGCGCGACCUCAACGAACACCAGAGGAAGACGAUGGAGAAGUACAUGAACGCACUGCAGAGGAAAGACGCUCACAAGAUACUGAAGUAUCUUCUUGCGUACCUGCGCACUGAGGAGAAGGAUCGCAUGCACACGGUGAACCACUACGAGCACGUCAAGUACACGCACCCUGACGAGACCAGCCGCAUCCGGCCACACAUCAUACAGCACCUGCACCUCAUAGACCAGCGCAUCAACCAGUCACUCCAGAUGUUGUCACGCCUGCCAGACCUCGAGAAGACCAUCAGACCCAAGAUUGAGAAGUUCCUCAUCAAGUACAAGGCCAUUGAUGCUACCAUCAAGGAUGUGCUGCUGACACCCAGCAAACUAGAGACCAAUGUAGACUCUGCUCCUCAUGAUGAUGAUGACACGAAGAAAAACCACA